ACGAUCAUGUCCGUGCUCGUUCAAGCCUAUUGUCUGUCAAUCUUCAGCGUAAUGAGUGUUUACCUCUCUUAUUAAUAAACACUCUAAUGAGGAUGUGACCGACACGAUGAUGGAUGAUGACCAAGCUCGAUCUUUAAAGGUUCAUUCUUUGUCCUCGCGACAAUGCCGCGUGGAUCGUCUCUCGUAAGAAUGCUCGCUACAUUCUUGAGGAUCCUUCAUCUGUUUACAUUAUUAUUAUACUGUGAGGCAAGCGUCUGUCCGCAGAAUUGGAAUACCUGUAUAGAUCCUGAUCUUUCUCAUUCGUCCAAGAGCUCGGAUAUUUUUCUCGAAGACAUUGAAAGCAGAUUGUCCAGCCUCGAAAGAAGACUCAGGGCUGUUGAACAACCAGUUUGGCAAAUCGGCACAUCACACGAAGAUUGGGAAAUUUGUGCCGAAGGACCGUGUAAGUGCGUGCCGGAAACAAAAUCUCUUUCCUGUUGGAGAUAUGGUUUGCUCGAUGUACCACCUUCUCAAGUGGUUCCUAAUGAUAUUUUAAAAUUGGACUUGGGUAGUAAUCAAAUGACGGCGUUACACAGAGAUACUUUCUUGGAUAUGACGCAACUAAACCAAUUAGACUUGAGCGGUAACUACAUCGAACAUCUGCCAUUGAAUUUGUUUUUUUCCUUACACAGCGCCGUACAUCUUAGGAUUAGCAAGAACUUUUUGAGAGAACUGCACCAAAAUCAAUUUGUUAAGGUGCGAAAUCUGCGUAUUCUCGACGUAUCCUCGAACAGAUUGCAAACUUUACCAGAGAGUUUGUUCAUAGCUAAUAGCGUCUUAGUAUUGCUCGACUUUUCUAACAAUCUCAUAUCAUAUUUACCGAGUGGUACUUUUCACGGAUUGAAAACCUUGGAGGAACUUCUUCUUUCGCACAAUCGUCUUUCCACCCUUCAAAGUGGUGUUUUUCGUGACCUAGUUAAUACAAAGUGCUUGAAACUCGACGACAAUCGAUUGAAAAAACUACCGGCUGAUAUCUUUCAUCAACAGAUCUCUUUGGAGGAAUUAAAUUUGAGGGGGAAUCUAUUAACCGAAAUACCAGAUAAUUUGUUUUCCUCGCUGGAGCGAUUGUUAACGCUCGAGCUAUCCAGCAACAGACUGACUCAUAUUCGUCCAUUGGCAUUCGAUGGAUUAGUGGCACUGAAAGAACUGCAGUUGGGACAAAAUUAUAUAAAAACAUUGACACCAGGAUUAUUCGAUAGUGCUAAUUCCUUGGAAAGGCUGAUCUUAUACGCCAACAAUAUAGAGGUCCUAUCAAAAAACACGUUUCGUGGAUUAAACAAUUUAACUUCUCUUUUUCUACAUUCCAAUCGUUUGAGACUCUUGCAUCCAGAUUUGUUCAAGGACACUCCGAAUCUACGAAAACUAUUACUCGAGGCCAAUUAUUUAUCCUAUUUACCAGCAAAGAUCUUAGAUGGUUUAUUGACAAUACGACAGCUUCGAUUGGAACGGAAUCCUUGGCACUGCGAUUGUUCGGCUGCUUAUCUGGCAACGUGGUUACAAAGGAGAUAUUUAACAAUCACGAAUAGUUCCAGCAUAGGCGAGAUUAACAUCGGUGAUAAUUCGAAAUCCUGGGAAUUUGGAGCUGGAGUUAUAUGUAGAGGUCCUGGUGCUAUGGGAGGAAAAUUGUUAUUACGAUUAACGUUCCAUGAACUUUGCGAGGGUCAAUGGGCCUCUAUGAAGGGUCUAGUUCCAAGAGUACCGAAAGAUUUAUUAGGAAUUUCUUUAUCAAACGCACUUGGCAAAGUUGCAGAAGUAUAACGAUGCAUCGUUUUUUCUCAUAUUAUUUUACUUAAUAAUUUCAUGAUUCAAUUGAUUCAAAUCAAAAUAUUAAAUAUUACUUGAUAUCUUUUUUCUUGGAAUAUAAAUUAUUAAUAAUAAUUUCUAAUAAAUCAAGAAUUAUAUAAUUUUCUAUCAAAUUUCAAUAGUGGUCUAUCAAACAUUA
Vespula vulgaris is the source of this 1981-nucleotide messenger RNA. Its product is annotated as carboxypeptidase N subunit 2-like. The transcript is spliced from 7 exons. NCBI's taxonomy places the organism in Eukaryota, Metazoa, Arthropoda, Insecta, Hymenoptera, Vespidae. Gene Ontology annotation, molecular function: protein binding. Bases 163 to 1797 code for a protein of 544 amino acids. The record is from RefSeq and is a predicted model, not a curated record.